GGGACUCCAGAUGCUAGGCGAGGAGUGGCUGGAUAGGAAAGGCUGCUGAAGCAAUACCUGGUGAGCUUCCUGGUCCAACCCAGUGUGGCAAUCUGACUCAUUUACAUUUACAUAGUACUUCACUUCCUUGGCCCUCCUCCAACAAGAAGGGCCUCCAGAAAAGAAGCAACCAGGCAGAUCCACACACAGCUGCCUUUCAGCUCCUUGCAGGAUGUGGAGAGAGCUGCGCUCAGUAGCCUUUCACCGGGCUGUCUUCACAGAGUUCCUGGUCACCGCGCUCUUCGUCUUCUUUGGCCUUGCCUCGGUGCUGAGCUGGCCGGAGCCCCCCUCCAUCCUACAGAGUGCCAUCACCUUCAAUUUGGCCGCCGCCACCGUCGUGCAGAUUGCCUGGCAAGCGAGCGGAGCCCACGCGAACCCGGCAGUGACGGUGGCCUUCCUCCUCGGCUCUCGUAUCUCCUUGAUGAAAGCCGCCGGCUACGUGGUUGCCCAGCUGGCCGGAGGUAUUGUUGGGGCAGCCAUCCUUUAUGCUGUGACCCCUGCUGCUGUCCGUGGAAAUCUAGGCAUCAACAUGAUUCAGAACAACGUUUCGGUCGGACAAGCAACAGCUGUUGAACUCAUUUUAACCCUCCAGUUGGUGCUCUGCUAUUUUGCCUCCACCGACAGCCACCGAAGCAGUGGCUCUCCAGCUAUUAUUAUCGGGGUCUCAGUUGCCCUGGGCCAGUUAAUUGGGCGCUACUUCACCAGCUGCUCCAUGAAUCCAGCCCGGUCUUUUGGGCCUGCAGUCGUAGUCGGACAAUUUCCUCACCACUGGAUAUUUUGGGUUGGUCCCUUGGCUGGGGCCACCCUGGCCUCUUUCCUUUAUAACUUCGCUCUUUACCAUGACCCCAAGACCUUGGCACAACGACUGGCGAUUCUCAAGGGCAGCUACGAUGGGGAAGAGCUGGAGAAGGAUGGGGGCCAGCAGACAGAAUCCGUAUCAUUACCCAGCCUUGUACAUAGGUUAUAGUCUCCUCCUGUUCAGGGAAAAGCACGGUCACGACUCCUUCCGUUCUUUGAGCACGGGCUCAGCUAGAGACUCAACCUGUGAGUUGCUUAUUCUACCACUGGCCAUUAGAGGGCUCCAGCCACCUUUUCUUCGAAGACAGCCGUCUCUACAAGGAUCGCCUGCCGGCCUCUGUCCAAAAGGGUGUUUUAGCCAAAGGAAUGACAAGCCAUAGGAGUGAUACCUGGAAGUCAAACAGUGCUCAAAAGAUGCUGCCUCUGGAUGUAGAUGUGUUAUGUACUGUACGGGGGAGAGGAAACCAGGGCCAAGUUGAAUGUGGAUACUGCCGCUAUACAGUAAGUGAUGAUGCUACAGAUUGGUUUUCUUCCGAAUUAAGGCUGCCUUCUGCCACACAAACCCAGCGCAAGACUAAGUGGGAAAUUCUGAUAAAGAGGAACUGGGAUGCUAAUGAGGAUCCUUAGCUGAUGAGGCCAUCAUUUUCAACAGCGCAAUGUCACAUACAAUAUAAAUCACCUGCUGUGCAGGAUACAAGACCGUAUAUUUUGCCAAACACACUAGCCCCCUUCCCUUUCUUGCUAUGAAACCAGGAUUAGGGUCACCUGGAUGUGACUGUGCAUUGUGAUUUUUUUUUUUAAAUUGCUACCCGGCUGGCUUUUCUCACCUGUGUUCUUUACACUCCAUUUCCAAAACGCUUCCAGGAGGAGCUUCUUUCCAGUGGAACUGCAGUCACCUUACCAUGCCAUGUAGAGAAUUAAAUGACUAGUUGGUGGGUCUGGGAUGCAGACCCUUUGGCCUACGACUCCCCAUAGUCCUCGGCCAUGGGUCACACUGGGUGGGGCUGACAGGAAGUUUAAGUGGGGAAUGGGACUUUUGGAUUAACCGAAAUGGGGGAAAAUAGCAAAGAGGCACUUUCUUUUUCUUCUGAGUCUUUUGUGGCUUUACAAUAGAGAGCCUCUGAAACAAGGAUUCUGCCAAAGAGGACUCUCGUCUUUCGUUCAGAUUUAGGCCAUAGGUCUGCUGAAGGGUGACAAUGAGCUCUGAUGAAUCUGAUGCUGAUUCUCUUUCUCGUGAUGCUGACUAGGGUGUGAUGUGAUGUAAAGCAGCCGCUACAUGGAUCUGAGGCUGAUGUUUGUUUCUCAGACACUGUUAUUGUGCCACCUGCUUUAGGAGUAGAUGAUCGUCUAUUGUCUUGACCCUGAUAUUUUGGAACUUUGUUUUCUGUUUUUUUUUUUACGAGGUUCCUGUAGGGCUUAAUUAGGCCCAGAGCCAGAAAUCCAGGGAAACCCAAAAGAAAAGCACAUGAAAGGUCUGGGCCCUUUUGGGUUUCCUGAAAAACCUGGUACUUGAAAAGAAUCAACCAAUGAAAGAGUAGCCCCUCUCCCUCAAAAGAGCCUGAAACAAAGGGCAUAAUGAAAGUUUCCCCCUGGAAAUUUCUAGUUUUAGGUGAAAACUGCAGGAGGGUCUCUACACUUGCUGGGAAGUGUUGUCUCAAAAACUGAGUUUUUCAGGUUCUACUGUACAUGGAAGCGAUGCCAGAAAGUGAGGCUAACCUUUCUCCAUCUGUUCUCCCAACACACAUGGAGAAACAAAGUGACCAAGAAAUUGAGAAACGCCUAUAUCUACAGUCUCUUUGGACAAAGACGAGCAUUUACCCACCAACAGAGCUUCCUUGCAUUUGCUCUUUCAGCCACCUUUCCAAGGUCAUCAAGUCCAAGAGCAUGGCUUGGUAGGAAAAAGGAACGGCAACACUUAGGCCACUGGAUGGCUCUGGAGAAGACUAGCUAGACUCCUAACCAACCAAGGUGUCCCCCUUGAGGACAUUUUAAUUCUCCUUCUCCCGUAUUCUUUGCUGCCCUGUGUUACCUUGGUUCAGCAUAUACUACAAAAUGCACAAUUAGAGGUGAAAUAAACCCCUCUCAUCUGUAGCAAUUGUCAUGGGUAGGGUUCUGAAAUCACUGAGAUAUUUUGGUAACUGCCAUUUGAAAGAUCAAUGUGUAAUGUGUGAUCAAGUCUGUGCCUUAAAUAAUUCAGUGGCCACAGUUAAUGCACACGAGUCCAGAUGAGCCAAUA
Pogona vitticeps (central bearded dragon) is the source of this 3073-nucleotide messenger RNA. RefSeq names its product aquaporin-6. Gene Ontology annotation, cellular component: plasma membrane; apical plasma membrane. The record is from RefSeq and is a predicted model, not a curated record. Lineage: Eukaryota; Metazoa; Chordata; Lepidosauria; Squamata; Agamidae. Gene Ontology annotation, biological process: carbon dioxide transport; water transport; transmembrane transport. Gene Ontology annotation, molecular function: nitrate transmembrane transporter activity; water channel activity.